GGAUAGGCGGCGGCUAUGCGUCGUCAUGCGCGGCUGGCAAGUUGGCAGAGUUUAUUCCGCUCGCGCCAGGGAAGCAGCGACAAGGCGGAAGUAGAGCUGGCUGCCUCAACUCUCUUCCAGCGAUGGAGCAGUAGGCACCGAGAACUACCGAAACACCGCAUAACCUCCUCCAAACAGUCGCUACGGGGGGACGCGGAGACCUCCCUCUCACCCAGGUAUAAUUCAGAGCUGGACCGUGGUGGUGGUCCUGAUGAUUCCAGUUCCAUGAAUUCCUUGCGGAUCUCCGUUCGAGGCCUUCCCGCCCUGGCCUUCAUGGCCGGCGCUGCCUCCGACCCCCGCUUCCGGCUAAAAUGGAGGGCCAUCAUCGUGGCAAUGCUCCUCGCCCUCGCCCUGCUGCUCUACCUGCACCAGACAACGGUGGUCGGAACUGGCGGCAAUGACGUCUUUGGCGGCUUCCAUCACCACGGUAACGGGGCGCACAGCUGGUGGACGAACAAUGUCAAUGAAGUAAACAAUAAUGGUAACCGCCAACCGGUGGCUGCAGUGGGAUCCAAUGGCGGUGUCAACUCGAAGAAUAAACACUACAACGACACAUAUCCUCUCAGCCCGCCGGAGAGGACGGCGUCCGGGAGCAUCCGGUACCGUAUUGGGGUGAUCGCCGACUUGGACACGGCCUCAAGGAGCACCAAGGGUCAGACGUGGUUCAGCGUCAUGCGGAGGGGCCACCUGGUGGUGUCAGAGAGUGGGGACAGAGUGGAGGUGGAGUGGGACACAGACAGCCUGACCCUGGAGAGCCACCUGGCUGAGAAGGGACGAGGUAUGGAGCUGUCGGAGCUAGUUGCGUUCAACGGUCACCUGUACAGUGUGGACGACCGUACAGGAGUUGUCUACAGGAUAGAGGGGAACCAGGCGGUACCCUGGGUUAUACUGACUGAUGGAGACGGGUCUGUCUCAAAAGGGUUCAAGGCGGAGUGGCUGGCGGUGAAGGAUGAGUGCCUCUACGUGGGUGGUCUGGGUAAAGAGUGGACGACCACUACCGGAGAGUUCAUCAACGACAACCCCCAAUGGAUCAAGGUGGUGGGUUACCGCGGCGACGUGGAACACGAGAACUGGGUGCCGCGUUACAACGCCCUGCGCAGCGCAGCCGGGAUUCAACCGCCAGGUUACCUGAUCCAUGAGUCUGCGGCGUGGUCCGACCGCCUCCAGCGCUGGUUCUUCCUCCCCCGCCGCGCCAGCUCCGAACGCUACGAUGAGAUCGCCGACGAGCGCCGCGCCACCAACCUCCUCCUCUCCUGCCCCUCGGACUUUGGCGACAUCACCGUGGGGCACGCUGGACCCCUCCACCCAACGCACGGUUUCUCCUCGUUCAAGUUCAUACCGGACACCGACGAUCAGAUCAUGCUCGCGUUGAAGUCGGAGGAGGACGCGGGGAAGAUAGCGACGUAUAUCCUGGCGUUUACGUUAGACGGGAGGAUGUUACUGCCAGAGACCAAGAUAGGAGACCUGAAGUAUGAAGGACUGGAGUUUAUUUAAAAUGGAGGGAUGGGGAGGAAAGAAGAGAUCCUUAGGAGAGACUGGAGGAUGCAGAAUACAACAGGACAGGUUGUUAGAACUUACAAACAUCACCUACCUGUGAGGUAGGAGGACUCUGUUCCAGGAAGGUCCCAGUCAUCAAGGUUGUCCAGAAAAACGACUAGUGUUUGGUGACACACACCCUAAGAUUCUUCACAUGGGCAACUUCCUGCCCCCAAAGGAGUCUGGGUAAUGUAGUCCACUAAGUCUGGGUUUAAACAGGCAGCCCAAUUCUGAGGUUUUUACCCAUCACAUCUGACUGGUCAAAAUAAUUGGCUGCAUAUCUAAACGCAGCCGAAGAAGACCUAUAGUUGAACAGUGGUCAAACAACGGUGACGCUCACAGGAACAAAAAUACUAAAAUUGACAGGGUUGUGUUCAGUAGGCACAAAUCGGAAACAUUUUAGUCAUUUAGCAGAGGCUCUUAUCCAGAGCGACUUACAGUAGUGAAUGCAUGCAUUUUUUUUUUGUACUGGCCCCCCGUGGGAAUCAAACCCACAACCCUGGCGUUGCAAACACCAUGCUCUACCAACUGAGCCACAGGGAAUUACCUGAAGUUGUCCAAUAAGGCCAGUAAUUUUUGGGGUUCUGUUAAUGUAUUUUUUUUACGUUUGUGCCUUCUGAAGAGGACCCUUGUUUAAAGUAACACUGACUCAAACGACGUUGGGUUGUCAACAUUUGCCAUACGUUGAACAGACUACUGAAUAAGAUGCAUGAUCUUCUUCCACCAGCUGUUAUGUUAAUAACUUGUUAACUCUCUUAAAACAGAACACCUCAGAUUAAAAUGUUAAUUGUUAUGUCA
Molecule: messenger RNA, 2373 nt
Organism: Salmo salar (Atlantic salmon)
Lineage: Eukaryota; Metazoa; Chordata; Actinopteri; Salmoniformes; Salmonidae
Product: soluble calcium-activated nucleotidase 1
Biological process (GO): proteoglycan biosynthetic process
Molecular function (GO): calcium ion binding; GDP phosphatase activity; UDP phosphatase activity
Source: RefSeq, a predicted model, not a curated record